AUGUCACAAUCAACGACUUCCAUCGCAUCGACAUUGUUGACGAACAAAAGCAUGACCACACAACCAAUUACUGUUGCAACAAUGUCAUCAACUGGCAUCGACGCAAUCCGAUUAGUGUCAUCGUCAUUGUACGACAACGAUACCUUUUCCAGCAUUUCACCCACGGUAUCGCUUACCACAACGCCGCUGCCCUACAACGAUUCGUGCGGCAACAGUUCCCGCUCCGACUUUAUACAAAACGAAGCGGUGCAAGCGAUAUUUUGUGUCUUGUACGGAUCGAUAUUCAUUCUCGGCAUUUUCGGCAAUGCCCUCGUAUGCUACGUGGUGUUCCGCAACAAAGCCAUGCAAACCGUCACUAAUUUGUUCAUAACUAAUUUGGCGUUGUCCGAUAUCCUGUUAUGCGUACUUGCAGUGCCCUUUACUCCGUUGUACACAUUUCUGGGCCGCUGGAUAUUCGGUGUGCCGUUAUGUCACAUCGUGCCCUAUGCACAAGGCUGUAGCGUUUACAUAUCCACGCUGACGCUCACUUCCAUCGCGAUUGACAGAUUUUUCGUCAUAAUUUAUCCCUUUCAUCCGCGCAUGAAGCUGUCCACGUGCAUCGGCAUCAUAAUUUUCAUUUGGGUGAUAUCGCUGCUCGUGACAUUCCCGUAUGGGUUAUAUGUGAAGGUCGCGGAUUACAACGGGACGAAGUAUUGUGAGGAGCAUUGGCCAUCGGAGGAGAUCCGAAAAGUGUUCAGUUCGACGACGUCAACGUUGCAGUUUGUGCUGCCCUUUGUUAUAAUUGCCUUUUGUUACAUUUGUGUGUCGGUGCGAUUGAAUGAUAGGACACGAGCGCGACCCGGCAACACAAAUUCGCGUCGCGAGGAACAAGACAGGGAUCGGAAAAAACGAACAAAUCGCAUGUUGAUUGCGAUGGUGGCUAUUUUCGGUAUUUCAUGGCUCCCGUUGAACGUCGUGAACAUCCUGAACGACUUUGAGUCGUACAUCAAUUGUUGGCGUUACUACAACGUGCUUUUCUUCAUCUCACAUCUGACGGCAAUGGCUUCGACGAGUUACAAUCCCUUCUUGUAUGCCUGGCUCAACGAGAAUUUCCGCAAAGAAUUCAAGCAGGUCCUGCCUUGUUUUGAUCCGUCACGAGGGCGAACGGCAAACGGCAGUGGCGGCAAAGGAGCAUGGCGUUCGGAGCGCACAUGCAACGGCAACAACGACACAGUACAGGAAUCCCUCUUGCCCUCCAGUUGUCUCAAAGGAAUGGAAAUUAAACCACGAGAUCCUGCCAAGGAAGCGGGAAUGCGUGCCUCGAUCCGAUCAAGUGCGCGAACCACCGACACAAUUUUACUGUCUGAAGUAACGCCGCCGCCGCCGCCCGUGCAAUCACAAGGCACAAUAAUGCUGCCAUCAGGUGUCCUCGAAACCCCUUUUGAGUCAAAUACGGGAACAACGACGGGCAGAAAUGGCGUCGGAAACGGAGGUCUUAUUUCGCCAAUUGAACCAACGAAGCUAAGCAGCACCGAUACAUCAACUUCCAUAAUUUUGCUUGACACACAGCCGCCCGACGAGAAAUCAGAAAAAUCUUCGCUGGAUCAAAUUCUGUAA
Molecule: messenger RNA, 1596 nt
Organism: Culicoides brevitarsis
Lineage: Eukaryota; Metazoa; Arthropoda; Insecta; Diptera; Ceratopogonidae
Product: neuropeptide Y receptor type 2-like
Exons: 1
Coding region: 1-1596 (531 amino acids)
Biological process (GO): G protein-coupled receptor signaling pathway
Cellular component (GO): plasma membrane; neuron projection
Molecular function (GO): neuropeptide binding; neuropeptide Y receptor activity
Source: RefSeq, a predicted model, not a curated record